AUGUUCAACAAGAAGACUGCAACGACAUCAAAACCUGACAUGAUCACCAAAUGUCCAUUUUCUAACCCCAACAGCCUCUUCCAGGACUUGGCCACAGUACGCCAAACAGAUGGAAUAGAGUACAACGAGAAACUCAAAGGCUAUUUGGUAACCCGAUUCGAUGAUAUCGUUGAUGUUCUCAAUCGACCUGAUGAAUUCAGCUCUCGACCUACAGUGCCCGACUUCCCCCCACCGGUAAAGCCAUUGUUCAAGGACAAGGUUCCCGAGAAGGGCACUUUGCUAGCGUGGGACAAUCCGGACCAUGACAGACUGAGGAAGAGUGUCGCUUCAUUUUUCGUGCCUCGCCGCUUGAAACGUUUCGAACCUAUGCUUCACGAUGCCGCCAACGAACUCAUCGACAGUUUCAUUGACAAGGGCACUGCUGACAUGAAGAGUGCGUUCGCGUUGCCCCUUCCUUUACGCAGUAUCGUCACGAUCGCUGGUCUAGAUCCGGAGCGAUGGCAAUGGAUCGGUCAAUGUCUUACUCUGUUUGGAGGUAUCGCUAGACGAGAUGACGAGGAAGAGGUCAGUAUACAGCAAAAGAUUCAAGACGUACUGGAUCUACACGAGUACAUACGCCAAGUCAUUGAGGAGCGACGACUAGACCGUCGCGAUGAUCUCAUCAGUCAUAUCUGGAAUGAGCGUGAUGCCGGAACUGUCAUCAUGACAGACUUUGAGCAUCUGAGCAUGAUUCCAGGUCUACUUCUCGCUGGCCACGAAACUACCACCAAUGUGCUGACCAUGGGUCUCGCACAUAUUCUACAUAAUGGAUUAUGGGAACAAAUCUCUCAGAGUGACGAGACACGCAAAGCUGCUAUUGAGGAACUUCUUCGAUUUGAAUCAGCAAUUACAGGCAUGCCACGGCAAGUGACCUCCGACGGCGUGCAACUAUGCGGGAUGAAGCUCAACGCUGGAGAUCGUCUUUUUGUCGCCUAUAAUUCCGGUAGUCGAGAUGAAUCCAAGUUUGAGAACCCGAACAAACUCGAUAUAUCACGCCAGUCCAAGACGCAGCACCUUGGCUUUGGUCGUGGUGUUCACGCUUGUUUGGGCGCACCUUUCGCCCGCCUUCUUUUACGCACAGAACUAGCUGUCUUGUAUACGAGACUACCGAACCUACGACUUGUAACGCCGUAUGAAGAGCUUGCGUAUGGAGAGGUCCAUGAAGCGCGGAGUAUCGGAGCGACAUUUUAUGCAUGGGACAUACCAUCACCAGGGACGGCACGGAAGGUUCAUGUCCAAUCCAAUGGGAAUGCUACGAGUCGAUCGGCCGCAGUACAAAACAUUCCCAUGGUGGUCCAGUCACUUGGAAGUGUCGCCCAGAACAUCAUGCAAAUCUCACUACAGCCAAAGGAUACAGCGAAACAAAUCGAGUGGACUCCAGGUGCUCACAUCGACAUCAACGUCGGCACUUUCGGGUAUCGCCAAUACUCAGUCUGUUCCGAUCCCACAGAUACGCAGCAAUUGAAGAUUGCCGUGCUUCGGGAGGAUCAAGGCACUGGUGGAUCGCGAUACCUACAUGAGAACCUUAAAGUCGGUGACAAGAUUUCUAUCCGCGGUCCAAGAAACAACUUCAAGUUCACACCAGGAACACGGCGUACAUUUCUGAUAGCGGGAGGUAUCGGAAUAACACCGAUGAUUCCCAUGGCUGAAGAAGCAGCCGCCUCCGGUAUUGACUACAAGAUCAUUUACCUAGGUCGGUCAAGAGCUGGCAUGGCUUAUAUCGACAAGAUCACGCAGCGACAUGGAGAGCGGGCUAUGAUCUGGGUAACGGAUGAGCAUGACGGGGCUCGGCUGGAGCUUGCCAAGCUUCUCCAGGCUGAAGAUCCUAAUGGCCUUCGCGUUUACUGCUGUGGUCCAGAAAGCUUACUCACAGCUGUCGGGGAGAGCAUGAGCCAUGCACCACUAGGAACAGUCCAUGUCGAACGAUUUGCCAAUCCUGUCAGUCCACUCAGCAGCUCGAACACCGCAUUUGAUGUGCUGAUGGCCAAGAGCGGGCGUGUCUUGCACGUUCCCGAGGACAAGACAGUACUAGAAGUCAUCAACGAAGCCGGUGGUAACGUGCUGUCUACUUGUAACAAAGGCUUGUGUGGCACCUGUGAGGUGGGAGUGUUGGAAGGGACACCAGAGCAUCGAGAUGUGGUAUUGACGGCAGCGGAGAGAGCGGAGAAUUCUUCCAUGAUGACUUGUGUUUCACGCUGUCGUGGUAAAAGCUUGGUUUUAGACUUGUGGUAG
Messenger RNA from Fusarium graminearum PH-1, 2271 nucleotides. RefSeq lists its product as uncharacterized. Gene Ontology annotation, molecular function: monooxygenase activity; 2 iron, 2 sulfur cluster binding; oxidoreductase activity, acting on paired donors, with incorporation or reduction of molecular oxygen. The record is from RefSeq and is a predicted model, not a curated record. Bases 1 to 2271 code for a protein of 756 amino acids. The transcript has 2 exons. NCBI's taxonomy places the organism in Eukaryota, Fungi, Ascomycota, Sordariomycetes, Hypocreales, Nectriaceae.